AUGGCUGCUUUGAUGACUCGGUCGGUUGUAGAUCUUACGCAUUGGAUAAUUCCGCAGGUCAAUUCCCGGCUCUCUGACGCGCAGCACGGCUUCCGUAAGGGUCGAAACACGGAGAUUAUAAAAAAUAGUGACGACUGCUUGCGAUUGCAACGGGACAUCGACAGCGUGUUGCAAUGGAGUAAGGACAACAAGUUGUUCUUCAACGUGAACAAGUGCUGUGUGAUAUCGUAUAGCCGCGCGCGUGCGCCACUGCACCACCCCUACGUGCUGGAUACGAGCCUCGUCCCGCGCGUAUCCCACGUCCGUGAUUUGGGAGUCGAGAUGGUCGAGGAAUUGAACUUCCGAAACCACAUUGCGAAUAUCUGUAGGAAAUCGUUUAGAAAUCUCGGUUUUAUUAUUAGGCAAUGUAAGAAUUUUGAAAAUGCGCUGGUAAUAAAAGUUUUAUAUAACGCAUUAGUUAGGAGUCAUCUAGAAACGAGUAGUUCCAUUUGGAGUCCCCAUGAAAAAAAAUACACUCUGAUGGUAGAAAGAAUUCAAAAUAAGUUUACGCGGUUCCUGUAUUACAAGCAGUACGGAGUUUAUCCUUGCUUCCCGUUAAUGUAUCCGAGUUUAUUUGUGAAUGGUAUGGUCGGAUACAGCACGUUGCGAGUGCGUCGGGACGUGGCCCUCGUGCGCAGCGUGUGGCGCGUCCUGCGCGGCGCGGUAUGCCGGCCAGCCGUGCUAGCAGCGCUGCGCCUGCGUGUCCCUGACUGCGUGGUUCAGGUGCGCCGCCGCCCGCCAUUGUUUCUCGAGCCCACCGCUAGGACGAAUCUAUUGGAAAAUGCUCCUAUAGUGCGGGCUAUACGGCUUCUUAAUAUCGUAUCUAGGGAUAUAGAUAUAUUUAGUUGCAGCGAGCCGAAAUUCACAGAGGCUGCCUACAGAUGUGUGGAAGACGUUUGA
This is a messenger RNA of Papilio machaon (common yellow swallowtail), 939 nucleotides long. RefSeq lists its product as uncharacterized. The record is from RefSeq and is a predicted model, not a curated record. The transcript is spliced from 2 exons. The coding region runs from base 1 to 939 and encodes 312 amino acids. Lineage: Eukaryota; Metazoa; Arthropoda; Insecta; Lepidoptera; Papilionidae.